CUGGACCGAGAACGACCGGAAUCAGGAAGUGACGAAAGCCGCGGCUAAUGCUGCUCCUGCGUUUGAAAGGGAAAGAAGCUGUUCGGCUUAUUUUACACGCAGUUCGUGGAUAUUCGGGCGGUAUUUCACAGUAAGUCAGAAUGGCGGCCUCUCUGCCUCAGAAGGCUCCUGGUCAGGGAAUGGGCAGUCUGCCUCCUCAACAACAACAACAACAGCAGCAGCAGCAGUCCCAUCUUGCUCCAGGCUCCGGCUCAGGUCCCGGACAGCCCCCCAUUCCCCCAAACCAGGGGGCCCUGAGGGAGAUCUCUCCUGUUUUCCUCUGUCGGAUCGGCCAGGAGACAGUACAGGACAUCGUCACUCGUACUAUGGAAAUCUUCCAGAUCACACGCGCCACUCAGUUACCAAAUGGUGUGACCCAGAGUCAGGCAGUGUAUCAGGACCGCUUUGGCAAACUUCAGGAGCACCUGCGUCAGCUAACCCUGCUCUUCCGCAAGCUCCGUCUGCUGUACGAACGCUGUGUAGAGAUGACCUCUGACCUUCAAGAGUCUUCUGCUGAGUUGGUGCCAUAUGUUGGAGAGGAGAUGGUGCCAGUGAGAGUGGAGCCCUGCGGUCCUGCAGUGAGUCAAGACAGACAGGAAGUUUUAGAGAAAGUGAGGCAGAAGAAUCAGGAGAUGAAGGUGCUGAUGGAUCAGAUGAGAAACCUCCUGUGGGACAUCAACGCCAUGCUCACAAUGCGCAAAUGACCAGAAAAGCUUUCCUCUUCCGCUGCCAUCCACUAUGUCUAGAUCUAGUAACCUCCUCCCAGGAGACACUGAGAAACACACUUCUUCCUCCCAGUCAGGUGCUCUUACAAGGCAGCUGAGGACAGCAGGCUGCCUUCAGAUCACUGGUACCUUUUAGUACCAUGUGGUGUUUACUCUCGAUUAAUGAGAUUCAUUCAGCCUCAGGUGGAGAACUUGCUCCAUUUUAUCUCGGCUGUGAUAAUGUAACUUUUUGCCUUUAAGCACUGAACUAGUAUCGUUUUGUAUUAGCAGGGACUUAAUAAUAUGAAUUCAACGCCAAGCACAAGGACCGACUCUGAGUAAAUGCUAGAGGCAUAGAUGGCGGAACAGAUUUCCUUUAUAAACGCUAGCAUGGAAUCCUUGGCCCUCUGUGUAGUGACUGUGUGAUGUGAUCACGCAUUUGCACCCUGGCAGCUAUGUUCUCAGGUGGAGAGAGUGCAUACGUUUGUGUGUUCAUGCAUGUGUGUGUGAGAGAAUGAAUAUUUUUCCUUUAGUACUGUACACCUGUUCAUACACCUGUUCAUCUAAAGAAGGAGUAGUAGGGCACAUUUUUUGUAAACUGAAUGAGAAAUAAUGUCCCAAAAUCAUUUUGUACAUAAAAUAAAAAUUUCAAAACAUG
Molecule: messenger RNA, 1401 nt
Organism: Colossoma macropomum (tambaqui)
Lineage: Eukaryota; Metazoa; Chordata; Actinopteri; Characiformes; Serrasalmidae
Exons: 5
Coding region: 141-743 (200 amino acids)
Biological process (GO): positive regulation of DNA-templated transcription
Cellular component (GO): mediator complex
Molecular function (GO): transcription coregulator activity
Source: RefSeq, a predicted model, not a curated record